AUGGUAAAUGACUUGGGGAAGUUAGUGUCUAUUAUGGAAUACAUUGAUGAGACUAUUUUUGAAAGGCGAUAUGGGAGAAUUGCACAACUAAUGAGGUUACCCGUACAAGCAGCAGCAAUCAAAGCCCUACUGAAUUUUUGGGAUCCUAGUUAUCGGAGUUUUACCUUUGGGAACAUUGAUAUGACACCGACUUUGGAGGAAUAUGAAAGGAUUCUAGAUUUUCCAAACGACAGCCACAGGAUCUACCUAAGGCGAAGAUUUGAAGAUACAGCUUCGGAGGUAAUCAAUUUAUUAGGCUUGGGAAAAAUCAGUCAAUGUAGAGUCGCCGAUGGGGGUUUCAAAUGGAAAGUCAUUGAGGCCCGAAUGAAGAAAAAUGCUGAAGAAGGGAAGUUAGGAGAGGAACGAUACAGGUUGGUGGCCUUCGCCAUUUUUGGGCUAGUAUUGUUCCCUUCCGAAAUCGGAGUCAUCAGUUUGGAAGCAGCAAGUGUCUUCAUAGAAUACGAGCGUGACCAGAUCAAUCCUUCAUCAGCUAUUUUGGGAGAAACCAUGUUAUCACUCAAUCACUGCAGAAUGCAUGGAAAAGGAGCCAUGAGAUGUUGCACCCCUAUGUUGUAUUUAUGGAUUAUCAGUCAUAUCGAAACACCAAGGGACAUUUUUAACAACUUUUGGUGGUUUGACCUACGACCGUUAAAGGUUACCAUGGAUGAGACUUGGAAGAAUUGGGAUGAGAAAGCAUGGAUAGAUAAAUAUGCAGCAUUGCCAAGGAGCAACUUCAAAUGGAAAGCACCAUGGAUGAACAAUGCCAUCUGCACAAUGAGCUGUGGAAAUAAGAUAUGGGUUCCUUUGAUUGGUAUAACCGGGUACAUCAGCUACGCGCCCGCCCUAGUAACAAGACAGUUGGGUGGAAUGCAGUACGCGCCAAGAACUCUGGGUUUAGCUGAUUUCAUCGGUUUAUUCAAGCACCAACCCUUCCUCGAAGAAAUGGAGCUUAUCCGACAAGAUUGGGAAAGACCCCUGAUGGUAAAAAGGGAAGAAGGGAGCACAUUUGAAACAUCAUUCAGCCAGAAUUAUGCAGUUUGGAGGAAUGAAGAGCUUGCUGAAGAAAGGGGUUUCUCCAUACCAAAACAUCCAGAAUCCGCAAUAGAGCAACCAAAAAGGAAAAGGACUGAUAUUGAGGAAGAGCUGAGAAAGCAGCUAGAACAAUGUAGAAUUGAUCUUAGCAAGAGCAAAGGGCAGCUGCGACUGUUAGAAAAUCAAUUAGAGGAAGAAAACACGAUGAGGGUUUACUUGAAUCAGCAGUUGGAAAAACAGGAUAAACAAUUGACAUCUUUAAAGGAAUGGCAGAAAAGGGCCAAGGUAGCGGAAGAAAUAGCAAAAGGGGUCCAGGCUGAGCUAAAGAAACGAAUGACCGAAUAUGAUGAGCUGGUUAAGAAGAAUGUGCUCGCAGAAAAAGAGUUGGCAAAGGUUAAAAGAUCAACAAAAGGCAAGAUGAAUGUUGACAAAGAAGUGAUGGAUUCCUUGAAGAAGGGAAAGAGCAUUCUUUCAAAGAAAAUAGAAGUUGAAAAGGAGAAGAAUCGGUUAGCCCAGCUCGACAUAGAAGAGGAAAGAAGGAUUAGAGCUCAAUAUAUGGUGCAGCUUGAGGAAGAGAGAAGUGCAAGAAAGGCCGCCGAGUCUGAUAUGAGAGAUUACCAGAAAAGAGCUGAGUCUUCGAAAGGAAGAAUGAUGACUUUACAAUCUGAGAUCGAGAUACAAGUAGAAGAGUUGAGGGAGUUGAGAAGCCAUUACUUCGAGAUGGAGGAGGAGCUUAGUAAGGCUAAGCAAGAGCGUCAAGAAUGUCAAGGCUACAUGGACAGCUUUAUAGUCCAAAUUAACUCCAAAAUAGCCGAACUGGAUAUCGAAAAGGAAGAACUGCAGAGGGUAAGGGAUAAGUUGGCCCGGUCGGAGGAUAUGGUUCGAGUAUUGGAAAGAAGUAAUGAAGCCCUAGGAGCCAGCAACGAAGUGAUAAUUGCAGAUAACACUGUGUUCCAUGAUAAGAUAAGGCAUAUAACGCAGCAGGUCGAGCAAGUAGCCCGUUAUGCGGAAAGGUUGCAACGACAAGCUACCCAAGUUGGAAAUGAUGCUUCAAAGUAUCGGGAAUACAUGGCAGCCAUCACAUGUUUUAUUGGGGACUUAGCUAAUAGGGGAAACCUUCUAAGAGCUAAGAAUGGGGAGGGAACAUCAGCACAACAGCCUGAAGGAGCGCCAGCAGCUCACAUCCCUCAGGUAUCCCAAAACCAGGGGGCAAACUCGGCCAAUGAACAACAUUUUGUGCCUAUCACCCCUAUCCAGCCAACUCACGCUCCAAUCACUGUGGACUUAACAGUGGAGGGAGUCCCGGAUAAUAGGUCUCCCAGUGUGAUGGACCAAGACAAGCUAUUUGCUCUAGAAGAAAGGUUAAGGGCAGUUGAGGAACAAGGGAUUAAAGCUGGGCGAAUAGCGAUGCCAGUGGAAAAGAAGGGUUUUAUUGGAAGAAAGAGAGAAGGCGAUGUUAACAAUCUGGAAGGUGGGUACAAGGGCAAGAGACCCGAGUUGGCUUGCGAGUACCAUGGGGGUAAUCCCGGGCAUGGGAUUGAAACCUGUUACGCUUUCAAGAAGAGGCUAUUGGAGCUUAUUAAGAUGGGAUGGGUAUCCUUUGAAGACAAGCCCAAUGUUAAUUCAAACCCAUUGCCUAAGCAUGCCCCAAAUAGUAGUGGAGUAGGCAUGAUCGAAGUGGGAAAUCAAUGCAAGGUAUUGAAGGUAUCCAUGAAGAAGUUGUAUGACAUGUUGGUACAAUCAGGAUUUUUAAAGACAAAAGGGGAAAGCCGUUUGGAGGGAUAUGAUUACUGUGAAUACCAUGGAAGAGAUGGACAUCAUAUUGAGGAUUGCAUCGAGUUUUGCGAAAAGAUUGCAAAAAUGCUAAAAAUAGGGGAGUUGAGGAUUGAACCCAUGAAGAGCAGCAGUGAGGUGAGUAUGAUGGAAGGUCGAGAUGAGAUGACAGGAGUAUGUAGGAUCCAACAAACAGCUAAGGGGCCACCAAGGCUAAUCUUGGUCAAACCUUCCUGCACAAAAGGAAACCACAAUGCCAUGCAUUACAAUUACGGCUAUACCUCCAACGUUCAAACUCCACUUCCCUUGUUCCAAACCGAGAUUAGUGGUUUGACUCGGAGUGGUCGUUGCUUUACGCCCGAGGAGUUGAGAAAGGCAAAGGGCAAAGAAGUGGUAGAUCUUGACAAAACACUAGAAGUUAAUAAGCCAGUAACAGAAGAGGAGUCGAAUGAAUUCCUGAAGUUGAUCAAGCAUAGUGAAUAUUGCAUAGUAGAUCAACUAAAGAAGACUCCAGCUAGGAUCUCCCUUAUGUCCUUGAUACUCAGCUCUGAGCCGCAUCGAAACGCCUUGCAAAAGGUAUUGAAUGAGGCAUAUGUACCCCAAGACAUCGAACAUAAAACCAUGGAGCAUCUAGUGGGGAGGAUCCAUGCAACGAAUUACCUGUACUUCACAGCUGACGAGCUCGAUGCUGAAGGUACCGGACAUAACAAGCCUUUAUACAUUACGGUUAGGUGCAAGGACUGCCUCAUAGGAAAAGUACUCAUUGAUAAUGGCUCGGCCCUUAACGUGUUGCCAAAGCACAUGCUGGAAGAAAUGCCGAUCGAUGAAUCCCAUAUUAAACCAAGUACUAUGAUGGCCAGAGCGUAUGAUGGCUCGCCUAGGCCAAUAAUUGGGACUUUAGAAGUGGAGCUAUAUGUGGGACCACAAAUGUUCUUAGUAACACUUCAGGUUAUGGAUAUCCACCCUUCCUAUAUUAUGUUGUUAGGAAGACCUUGGAUUCAUGCAGCGGGGGCAGUAGCUUCGUCAUUGCACCAAUGCCUGAAGUAUAUCAUGAAUGGGAUGUUGGUAACUGUCAAGGCCGAGGAGACAGUGUCCAUGACAAAGAAUGUAGCUGUGCCUUUUAUCGAAGCGGGCGAUUGCAAGGGUAACAAUAUCCAUGCCUUUGAGAUUGUGAACACCGACUGGGUGCCAGAGAACACAGUGCUAAGAAGGCCCAGGAUCUCAGAAGCAGCAAGGAUGGCAAGUCUAUGCUUCUUGAACCGCGAGAUCCCAUUUCAGUAUAACCUUAUUAUCGGGAUACCAGAAGGGGUUAAUCUGGUAAAGGUGAAAAGUGCUGCUCAAAGAUUUGGGCUAGGGUACCAACCUAACCAAGAGGAUUAUCGGUGGGCUGCUGGUCGGAGAAGGGCCGAAAGCCCUGAUCAAGAACUGUCAAACAUGAGCAUAAAUACCUUGGGGGAAAACAAGAUGGAAGGAGAUGAAAUGAAGACAGUAGCAAGAAAGGGAGAUGAAGCACUCCCACAACUGACGAUCUACACCAUAGAAGAAGUAUCCACCAAGACCUUUGUGCGCAAGCUAGUAGAACAACAGGAACAGACUUGGAAGCCUAUCGCCGAGGAACUCGAAACCAUCAAUGUGGGUAGUGAUCAGCUCAAGAAAGAGUUGAAAAUAGGUACCUUAAUUACUUCUGAACAAAGGAUAAAAAUGAUCACCCUAUUACAAGAAUAUUCAGAUGUCUUUGCUUGGUCCUAUGAAGAUAUGCCGGGUUUGGAUACAAAUAUUGUAGUACACAAAAUACCGUUGGAAGAAGGUUGUAAGCCAGUCAAGCAGAAGCUGAGGAGGGCCCACCCGGAUGUCUGGAUCAAGGUCAAGGCAGAACUGGAGAAGCAAUGGGAUGCUGGCUUCCUAGAAGUAGUUAGAUAUCCACAAUGGGUAUCUAACGUUGUUGUGGUGCCUAAGAAGGAGGGGAAGAUUAGAGUUUGUGUGGAUUUUCGGAAUUUGAAUAGAGCUAGCCCUAAGGAUGAUUUUCCCCUACCACACAUAGAUGUUUUAGUAGAUAACGCUGCCCGGAGUUCCACUUAUUCCUUUAUGGAUGGUUUUUCAGGAUACAACCAGAUAAAAAUGGCUCCGGAGGAUAAGGCGAAAACAACUUUUGUCACACCUUGGGGGACGUUCUGCUACAAGGUCAUGCCAUUUGGAUUGAAGAAUGCAGGAGCAACCUAUCAAAGAGCAAUGGUGACUUUGUUCCACGACAUGAUGCACAAGGAAAUUGAGGUGUAUGUAGACGACAUGAUUGCCAAGUCUAAAAGGGGAGAGGAUCAUGUUGAAGUUUUGAGGAAGUUGUUUGAGAGGUUGAGGAAGUAUGAACUAAGGCUUAAUCCUGCAAAAUGUUCGUUCGGAGUUAAAUCGGGCAAGCUGUUAGGAUUUGUGGUAAGUGAUAGAGGUAUAGAGGUGGAUCCAGAUAAAGUAAGGGCCAUCCAAGCUAUGUCAUCCCCUAAGACGGAGAAAGAAGUAAGAGGAUUCUUGGGAAGGUUAAACUACAUUGCUCGGUUCAUAGCUCAGUUAACAACGACGUGUGAACCUAUAUUCCGACUACUAAGGAAAAAGAAUCCUGGAACCUGGAAUGAGGAGUGUGAGGAGGCAUUCAAUAAAAUCAAACAUUAUUUACAAAAUCCACCUUUACUGGUUCCUCCGGUAUCGGGAAAACCCCUAGUAUUGUAUCUAACAGUGACUGAAGCAGCCAUGGGAUGUGUAUUGGGUCAGCAUGACGAAACCGGAAGGAAAGAAAGAGCUAUUUAUUACUUAAGUAAGAAAUUCACUGAAUGGGAGUCUAGAUACACGGAAAUAGAAAGGCUUUGUUGUGCGUUGGUGUGGGCGGCAAAGAGGUUGCGACAUUAUAUGUUAUACUAUACCACUUGGUUGAUUUCAAAGGUGGAUCCUCUGAGGUACAUUUGUAACAAGCCCUUUCUCUCAAGUCGAAUUGCAAGGUGGCAAGUUUUAUUAGCAGAAUAUGACAUAGUAUAUAUGACAAGGAAAGCCGUAAAAGGAAGUGCAAUCGCGGACCAUCUGGCCGAUAAUGCUGUUGAAGAUUACGAACCUUUGGAUUUUGACUUCCCCGAUGAAGAUAUAUUGUCAAUAGAGAAAGAAGAAGAAAAGACAGAUUGGUGGACGAUGUUUUUUGACGGUGCAGUGAAUGUACAUGGUAACGGGGCCGGUGCGGUAAUAAUCUCUCCUGAUAAGAAACAAUAUCCAGUUUCGGUUAAACUACAUUUCGAGUGCACCAACAAUACAGCUGAGUAUGAAGCUUGUAUCCUCGGUUUAGAAGCGGCAUUAGAGUUGAAGAUAAAGAAGUUAGAUGUAUACGGAGAUUCAAUGUUGAUUAUCUGUCAGGUUAAGGGGGAAUGGCAAACCAAGGAGGAAAAGUUGAGGCCGUACCAGGAAUACCUGGCCACGCUAGCAAAGGAAUUUGAAGAAAUUAGAUUCACCCAUCUGGGAAGAGAGGGGAACCAUUUUGUAGAUGCUUUGGCCACGCUAGCUGCUAUGACUACCAUUGAUCUCAAGUGCAAGGUACAACCGGUACACAUUGACAUUAGAAAUGACCCAGCUCACUGUUGCUUAGUUGAAGGAGAGAUAGACGGACAUCCUUGGUAUUAUGAUAUCAAGAACUUUGUGCAAAAUCACGAAUAUCCGGUGGGAGCUUCCAAAACGGAUAAGAAAACUUUGAGAAGGUUGGCUAUAGACUUCUAUUUAGAUGGAGAGAUUUUGUACAAAAGAUCAUUUGAUGGGACCCUACUAAGGUGUUUGAAUGAGGCAGAUGCUAGAAAGGCAUUACGGGAGGUCCACGAGGGGAUUUGCUCAACCCAUGCUAGCGGGCAUAUGAUAGCGAGGAAAAUCCAAAGGGCUGGUUAUUUUUGGAUGACACUAGAGAAAGACUGCAUUGAUUAUGUCAGGAAAUGUCAUAAAUGUCAAGUUUACAGUGACAAGGUCAAUAUGCCACCAGCUCCUCUAUUUAAUCUAAUAUCCCCUUGGCCAUUUACAAUGUGGGGAAUUGACGUGAUCGGGCCUGUUAACCCAAAAGCUAGCAAUGGUCAUAGAUUCAUCCUCGUAGCUAUUGACUACUUCACAAAAUGGGUAGAAGCUAGUUCAUAUGCCCACGUAACACAGAACGUAGUGAAGAGGUUUAUAGAAAAGGACUUGAUUUGUCGAUAUGGUCCUCCUGAAAGGAUAGUGACAGAUAAUGCACAGAAUUUCAAUGGCAAAAUGAUAGCGGAGCUGUGUACUAAAUGGAAAAUCAAGCAUUCGAAGUCUUCACCAUACCGACCAAAGAUGAAUGGCGCAGUAGAAGCCGCCAACAAGAACAUCAAGAAGAUUAUUCAGAAAAUGGUAGUCACAUAUAGAGAUUGGCAUGAGAUGUUGUCAUUCGCACUUCACGCAUACCGCACUACAGUCAGGACCUCGACAGGGACUACCCCAUAUUCUUUGGUAUACGGUAUGGAGGCAGUAAUGCCGUUGGAAGUGGAAAUCCCAUCGUUAAGAGUAUUAAUGGAUUCCGAACUAGAAGAGGCUGAGUGGGCCAAAGUGAGAUAUGAGCAACUGAACUUGAUCAGCGAAAAGAGGAUAGCUGCAAUAUGUCAUCACCAACUUUACCAGAAACGAAUGGCCAAGGCAUAUGAUAAGAAGGUUAGACCGCGGUUGUUUCAAGAAGGGGAUCUAGUAUUGAAGAAAAUAUUGUCGUUACCUGGAGACGAUCAAAGCAAAUGGGCACUGAAUUACGAGGGUCCUUACAUAGUAAAGAAGGCAUUCUCAGGAGGAGCGCUGAAGUUGGCUAGAAUGGAUGGAGAAGACCUAGCUCGACCUGUGAAUUCUGACUCUGUAAAAAGAUAUUAUGCUUGA
Messenger RNA from Populus trichocarpa (black cottonwood), 7734 nucleotides. RefSeq lists its product as uncharacterized. Bases 1 to 7734 code for a protein of 2577 amino acids. Gene Ontology annotation, biological process: DNA integration. The record is from RefSeq and is a predicted model, not a curated record. Gene Ontology annotation, molecular function: nucleic acid binding; RNA-DNA hybrid ribonuclease activity. Lineage: Eukaryota; Viridiplantae; Streptophyta; Magnoliopsida; Malpighiales; Salicaceae. The transcript is spliced from 6 exons.